CUUGUGUAUAUAAGAGCGUUGGCAUUGACAUUGCCAGCAGUUUGCCACUAGGCAGCAACAGCGACAACAUGUUUCUAACUAAACUUUCGGUGCUGGCCACGUUGCUGGCCCUGGCUAGCGCACAGUUCUCGCCCAACUACAAGGAUGGCCGCAAUGGCAUGGUGCAUCUAUUCGAAUGGAAGUGGGACGACAUUGCCGCCGAGUGUGAGAACUUCUUGGGUCCCUAUGGCUUUGCGGGCUUGCAGGUGUCGCCUGUGAACGAGAACGCUGUGAUUGGUGGUCGUCCCUGGUGGGAGCGCUAUCAGCCCAUUAGCUACAAGCUGACCACGCGCUCGGGCAAUGAGCAGCAGUUCGCCAGCAUGGUCAAACGUUGCAAUGCCGUCGGCGUGCGCACUUAUGUGGACGUGGUGUUCAAUCAUAUGUCCGCCAAUGGCAACUCGCGCGGCACUGCGGGCAGCCAAGCGGAUCCCGGCAGCAAGAGCUUCCCAGCUGUGCCCUUCAGCACGCUGGACUUCAACCCGACCUGCUCGAUUACCAACUACAAUGAUCCCAAGAAUAUUCGCAACUGCGAGCUGGUGGGUCUGCGUGAUCUUAACCAAGGCAACAGCUGGGUGCGCGACAAGAUUGUGGACUUUUUGAAUCACUUGGUGGAUUUGGGUGUUGCUGGCUUCCGCGUGGACGCCGCCAAGCACAUGUGGCCAGCAGAUUUGGCUGUCAUCUAUGGUCGCGUCAAGAAUCUGAACACUGCGCAUGGCUUCAACGCUGGCGCCAAGCCCUAUAUCUUCCAGGAAGUCAUCGACUUGGGUGGCGAGGCUAUAUCCAAGUCCGAGUACACUGGCCUGGGCGCUGUUACUGAGUUCCGUCACUCUGACUCCAUUGGCAAAGUGUUCCGCGGCAAGGAUCAGCUGCGCUAUUUGGUCAACUGGGGCACUGCCUGGGGCUUUGCCGCCUCCGAUCGCUCGCUCGUCUUUGUGGACAAUCACGACAAUCAGCGCGGUCAUGGCGCUGGCGGCGCCGAUGUGCUCACCUACAAGGUGCCCAAGCAGUACAAAAUGGCCUCCGCCUUUAUGCUGGCGCAUCCCUUCGGCACGCCACGCGUCAUGAGCUCCUUUGCCUUCAGCGACACCGAUCAGGGUCCACCCACCAGCGAUGGCAGCAACAUUGCCUCGCCCAGAUUCAACAGCGACAUGUCCUGCAACAACGGCUGGGUCUGCGAGCAUCGCUGGCGCCAAAUCUACAACAUGGUCGGCUUCCGCAAUGCCGCCGCCAAUGCUCAGCUGCAGAACUGGUGGGACAAUGGCAAGAACCAGAUUGCGUUCAGUCGCGGCAAUCGCGCCUUUGUCGCCUUCAACAACGACGGCUACGAUCUGAGCAGCUCGCUCCAAACGGGUCUGCCCGCUGGCACCUACUGCGACGUCAUCUCCGGCAGCAAGAGCGGCUCCAGCUGCACCGGCAAGUCCGUCGUCGUUGGCUCCGAUGGCCGUGCCAACAUUUCCAUACGCCAGAACGAACAGGAUGGCGUGCUGGCCAUUCAUGUCAAUGCCAAGUUGUAAGGCAGCUAAUAAAUUUCAAAAGCAAUUCAUAAAUAAAUUACUUUCUGUAAGUUCAAA
This is a messenger RNA of Drosophila busckii, 1610 nucleotides long. RefSeq names its product alpha-amylase B. The transcript is spliced from 2 exons. The record is from RefSeq and is a predicted model, not a curated record. Bases 69 to 1553 code for a protein of 494 amino acids. Gene Ontology annotation, biological process: carbohydrate metabolic process. NCBI's taxonomy places the organism in Eukaryota, Metazoa, Arthropoda, Insecta, Diptera, Drosophilidae. Gene Ontology annotation, molecular function: cation binding; alpha-amylase activity.